Messenger RNA from Populus nigra (black poplar), 2372 nucleotides. RefSeq names its product protein ABC transporter 1, mitochondrial. Bases 228 to 2078 code for a protein of 616 amino acids. NCBI's taxonomy places the organism in Eukaryota, Viridiplantae, Streptophyta, Magnoliopsida, Malpighiales, Salicaceae. The transcript has 8 exons. Gene Ontology annotation, biological process: ubiquinone biosynthetic process. The record is from RefSeq and is a predicted model, not a curated record. Gene Ontology annotation, molecular function: kinase activity.
UUUGCUUUUCAACUUCUAACCGAUCGACUUUUCCUUUGCUUUCUCCCCAAACUCAUGGAAGGGACGAGUACCACGUAGCCUCUCUCCCUCUCGCUCGCGUAACCAAAAGCUUUCGCUCUAAAAUUUAGUGUUGACUGAUCGAUUGAUUUGAUUGCACUACUAACAACAAUAAUCGGAUAAAGGUGAAAACAAUUUAACCGAAAACCAAAUCUACAGGGCGCCAUGCAAUGAGUUCGUUUAAUCACAUAGGAAGACUGCUGAGCGGCAUUUCUCUAGUAGCCAAGGAAAUUGCCAAACGCUCCAAAGCUCUCGAAACUGGAGAUUUCGAAACCCUAAUAGCCUCCACCGCUAAGAAAGCGCUAGUCUCCGUCACCGAUCUAUCGGGCCUCACUAAAGGGAAAGUACGCGAGUUUUCGCCUCCCAGGCACAAUGGAUCCGUCGCUUAUUUCAACAAUUCACCUGACUUGGCAGCAGAAGCAACCCCAGCUGAAUCGCAGCUGCCAAUUGGCGACAACGGAAAGGAAAGCAGCGCCAGUGAUGGUGUCGUGACUCCUUCAGUUUCUUUUCAAGACAAGAUUUUAGAGGAGAAACGAAUUUCACAGGAGGAAAUUGGUGAUUUGGAUAGAGAUAAUAAAGGCCAUGCAGGUGCUGGAGAGGUGGCUGUGGCACCGGCGGAAACCGUGGCGGCGCCGCCAGUGGUAAAGAGGAGGAAGCCUCGGGAGAGGAGAGUUCCUUCCAGUCCGUUUACAAGAGCGCUUGGGUUUGCUGGUCUAGGAGCCGGGCUUGCAUGGGGAACAGUUCAGGAAUCUGCAAAGAGACUUGCCUUUGGUACACCAAGUUCACAAGACAAACAAUCUGCUUAUUCUCCAUUUUUGUCCGAUAAGAAUGCAGAACGCCUGGCUCUUGCAUUAUGCAGAAUGCGUGGAGCUGCGCUCAAGAUAGGACAAAUGCUGAGCAUACAGGACGAAUCUCUUGUUCCUGCUCCGAUCUUGGCUGCUUUAGAUAUUGUACGUCAAGGUGCAGAUGUGAUGCCCAAGAGCCAGCUGAAUCAAGUUUUGGAUGCUGAGUUGGGUGCUGACUGGUCAACCAAGUUAACUAGUUUUGAUUAUGAACCAAUUGCUGCUGCAAGUAUAGGCCAGGUGCACAAAGCGACAAAGGAUGGUAUGGAGGUCGCAAUGAAAAUUCAGUACCCUGGUGUUGCAGAUAGUAUUGAGAGCGACAUUGAGAAUGUGAAACUUCUUUUAGAUUAUACAAACCUGAUUCCAAAAGGACUAUUUCUUGACAGAGCUAUAAAGGUGGCAAAAGUAGAACUGUCUCGAGAAUGUGACUAUGAGUUGGAGGCCGCCAAUCAGAAACAGUUCCGUAGUCUGCUAUCUGAUGCUGAGGGCUUUUAUGUUCCAUUGGUUGUGGAUGAUCUUUCAUGUAAAAGAGUCUUAAGUACCGAGUUUGUUUCUGGAAUUCCAAUUGAUAAAGUAGCAUCACUGAACCAAGAAACUCGUAAUUAUGUUGGGAGAAAGUUGCUAGAACUCACAUUGAUGGAAUUGUUUGUCUUCCGCUUCAUGCAGACUGAUCCUAACUGGAGUAAUUUCUUGUAUGAUGAGGCAACAAACACCAUCAAUCUCAUUGACUUUGGAGCAGCUCGAGAUUAUCCUAAAAGAUUUGUUGAUGACUACUUAAGAAUGGUUGUAGCCUGUGCAAAUGGUGAAAGAGAUGUUGUGAUUGAGAUGUCAAAAAGGCUUGGAUUCCUCACAGGAGAAGAAUCAGAGGCAAUGCUGGACGCUCAUGUUCAGGCUGGUUUUAUCGUGGGACUGCCAUUCUCUAAUCCUGGCGGGUAUGACUUCCGAUCCUCUAAUAUCACUCACAGUAUGUCAAACCUUGGGGCAACAAUGCUAAGGCACAGGCUCACUCCACCUCCAGAUGAGGUAUAUAGCCUUCAUAGAAAGCUUUCAGGUGCUUUCUUGGCUUGCAUCAAGAUUGGAGCCGUUGUACCAUGUAGGGAACUAUUACUCGAAGUCUACAAGGAUUAUCAGUUUGGUGAAGAUAGGGACAACCAGAUGCUCAGUGGCUCAAUUUCUUGAUAUAUUUUUGACAUUUGUUAAUUUAAUUUUGUUUUUUUUUACUUAAUAAAGUGUGGGAUGAGAACGUGUAUCCCAAGCAAGUAAGAAUAUUUUGUUGCCUUUAAAAUCAGAAUGAGGGGUUUGUUUAGGAUUUUGAUGAUUAGAGGGCUGUACUUUGCCCUUCUGAGAUAAAGUUGAAUCACCCCAAGGCUACAUGCUACUGAUCAUUUGUACUUCAUUCUUUUAUGUACGAGAGAAACACAUGUAGGGAACUGAUGAUUUAGAAUUUUUAAAGUUUAUUGCGCGUUAAAAAUA